AUGAAUAACGACAAUAUACACCAAAGUUAUGGCUAUGAUACAGCACCAGAUUCCAAUGUUCAUUAUGUUCCAAGUCAAACUGGGACAAAUGCAUAUAGUCACCAGCCAAAACGAAGGAGGAAAAAUACACUACCGGAUCAAAUUUCUAAUGACUAUAUUUCUGCAUUGCGAGGACCGGAUCAGGGUUAUGGCUCAACGCAAAUUCGAGACGUGCAAACCACCGGCUAUCCAAAUAGCAAUUAUCAACAUAGCUCAAUAUCAGCGCAUAGUAAUACUUCACAACCAUUGACAUUUGAAGCACCUGUGAAUAAUCAGCAGGUAACACUUAAUAAUGCACGACCACUAUCUAUCGAAUCGAAUCAUAGUAUAUACGGUCAAACUUCAAAACCUUUGCCUAGCUCUAUUAAGAUGAGCUCGGCACCGAAUAUCAAUCACCAGCGUCAAAUUUCACAAACCAUUAAUGGAAUUAGUGAUAACCCGAAUUGGUAUUAUCCGGUUCAGAACAAUGUUGGUCAUACCAACCCAAUGCUAUCUAACGGUCAAUUUGCGACGCAGGAUCUUAACACGGAUGCUAUGUUUCCUAGACAACAAAUGACAAUGUUAGCUUCGACACAAAGUCGAGAUGUGCAGCAACGACCUGUUCAUACCGUACAAUCACAGCCUAAUGAUAAUAAUUCUGUGACACAACAAAACUUGCAAGGGUGUUGGUUAUUGCCACAGCCUUUCUAUUUUUCUCAACCAAUUGAUUCAUCAAUCAAUAAUACGUUACAAUCAGAACUAUCGCCUUCUUUUAAUUCAAUCGCCACAGAGCCAAGGAUAUCUAUUGGUCAGACACCACAGUUUGGUCAACAGAGUCUCAUGGAAAUAUCUGAUGGAUUAGGGAAAAAACUAGAUAGAUCAUUAACUUUAUUGAAGUCGAACGAUCAAACGACUUUGCGUAGAGCGUGUGAAGAGAUCGCAAAUUGUAUAAAGAAUCCUAAAAAAUACACUCUAGAAAUCAUUCGUUCAUCUGAAAUUCAGAAUAAACUUUUUUCAUGUUUAAAGCUGAUACGAUAUUGUAGAGAUGACUGCAUGAAAUUUGCAAUAGACGUCUUUCAGACAGUUCUUGACAAUCUGAAUCUCUUUCCAGAAGCUCAAGUGCAGAUGCAGUUUCAGCAAUGGUUUAACGAGCUAAAUCAAGUAUACCACGCUUCUCAACGGAGCAUGCCAAGUAAUAAACAACCAGUAACAGUUUCCGAUAGUAUUUCUUCAGUUAUUGGGAAUCAUGGUGCAUCACGAAUUAGUACAUGUCAAAUUCAGCCGACACGAUCUGUGCGCCAGCAACAGCCUUCAAUAUCUGUGGCAAAUCCAAUACCACAACGACGUUCUACUAGUAGUAAUAUUGAACGGGUGGAUCGUUCAAAAUGGGCGGGCAGAUUAAUUGAUCAUGCUUGGAUUUACGGAAUUUCACUACAUGACUCAUUAGUACAGCAAUCAUUAGUACAACAUAAUUCAACGUUAAUUCCAAUUGCAAAAGAAUCCAUAUAUAUAUCACAGGAAACAUUCAACCGGAUAUGGAGGUCAGAAACGCCGAAGUUGCCAAUUAAUUCUACACCAUCACAGCUACCGCUCACUUAUCGUCUUAUAUCACGACGGACUAAAAAUAUCGAUAUUGAUCCCAAAAGUGAUAAGUGUGAUUGGCCACCAGAAGAGGCGUGUUUCAGUGUAUAUCUUAACAAUAACCUUGUCAAACUGGAACGUAAACAACGGAUACUUCAUAAUGGAGUUGAACAAUAUCAAGGAGUUGAUCGUCCAGUAGAUGUGUCUAGAUAUAUAAAUGCAGGGUGGAACACCAUUACAAUAAAUCAAUGUGGAUGUGAACGUGAGAUAUCGAUUCAGGUUUUCGCAUGGGAGAGCCAAGAGUUCGUAUUGCGCUUAGCCAGGCUUCAAAGACUGACAUACGAACAUGGAUUAUCAAUUGCCAAGGUGAAACAAUCCCGUUCUGGCGGUUUCAAUGGUUCUUAUUACGUGCAUAAUACUGCUAUAUCUGAAAAUUCACGAAGUAAUCCUGGCCAUACAACAAUUGACGACGAUGAUGAGGUCACAGCUUACAAAAUGACAGUAAGUCUUAAAUGUCCACUUAGUAUGGUACGAAUUAAAGAGCCUGCCAAAGGUCUUUAUUGUGUACAUAUAGGGUGUUUUGACCUUGAAACCUAUGUCCAAGUCAAUAUGGUUCAUACAAAAUGGACAUGUCCAGUGUGCAAUGGUAUUGUGACAUCAGAGACAUUACGCGUAGAUGAUUAUUUCAUUAAAUUACUCGAACAAUUCUCAUCUAAUGUUUCCAAAAUUGCAAUCGAUUCAAAUGGAAUAUGGUCUAUUGUAGAGCAAGAUGAUAAUGACACCGAAUCGUCAGAUGAUGAGAGUUCGAACGUAAAACGACGUGACCACAAUGCUAAAGAAUCUUCUGUUACAUUAAUCGUGUUAGAUGAUGACGACGACGAUGAUCCUGUUCCACCAAUGCAAUCAACUCAUUCUACGUUACCUAAACAGAGUGAAGCACAAAUACCGCAAUCAACUGAUGAGACUAUUAACACUAGUAUAAUGUCGUCUCCUAUUUCUGAAGCUCAAAUGAGAAGUCCACCGACAUUAGAAUCCUUAAUAUCGUCUCCUGUUCCUCAUGCUCAAACGCGGAAUUCAUCAGCUUUAGCAUCGUUGAUAUCGUCUCCUGUUUCUAACGCUCAGAUGCGAAAUCCACCAGCACUGGACUCAUUAAUAUCGCCUCCUACCUCCAACGCUCAGAUUCGGAAUCUGCCAGCUUUAGAAUCAUUAAUGUCAUCUCCCAUAUCAGACACACAAACUCGGGACCCACCAACAUUGGAUUCGCUAAUGUCGUCAUCUAUAUCUGAUGUUCAAACGCAGAACUCACCAGCGUUGGAAUCGUUGGCACUGGUAGCAUCUACUCAGAUGCACUUACCACAGCCAUCAGAACCAUCGUCUCAUAUUGUCCCUCAGAUCCCUCAGAUACAUUUGCCUUUGCUAGUGGAUCCAUUACCUUCUCCGGAUGCGAAUAAUGAUGUGACUGCUAGUAAUGCAUUUAAAGCGCACUACCGUACCCAGGAAGCAAAUCCAAGUACUUCGACACCACCUAAUGAUAAAGAUCCACCUAGUGAUAAUGAUAGAUGGGAGGAAUAUUCUGAAGAAGAGGUAGAGCAAAAAAAUUUCAUUGCUAAGGAUGAUUAG
Messenger RNA from Cetraspora pellucida, 3219 nucleotides. The record is from the annotation of a GenBank genome assembly. NCBI's taxonomy places the organism in Eukaryota, Fungi, Glomeromycota, Glomeromycetes, Diversisporales, Gigasporaceae.